UGACAUUGAGAAUUACCACUUUAUACUGCCUUUUGCUAAGAAGUAUCCAGUGCAACUUCUAAGGCUGAAGGCCGGCUUAUGCCAAGGCCUCGGGCCGGAAUUAGUUCAGGUUUAAUAUCACCGGCAGAUAUCGUGAAAAUUGUCUUUGCGGAAGCAGUGCGAUUUAAUACAUAAAAGGAUAAAAAACGUGAAUUUCAGUAAAUAUAUAAAAUAAUGAAAGAAAAUAAGGAGUGCAAAAAUAACCAAAUCAUACAUUUUAAAUGCUUGCACCCUCAGAUGAAUUUAAUAGAGCCAACACACCAUUCAUGCUCAUACUAUGCAAUCUGCUUCGGGUCGGCGAGCAAUGCACGAACCAUGCAGUCCAAACUCACGCCAAAACGGGUAACAAAACACACACACACACACAAUGCCGAUGGACAGGAAUGCUCGGUAGAUCCUUCCGUCGUCCGAAGGCCGCGCUCAUUGUUCCGCCACGGGUACGUCAUCAUUGGGUCCGCCGUUUCCAGGGUGACAGUUUCCGUAGGGACCCGUUAAGCCGUCGCACUGAUUCCUUCCCUGCCGAACUCUGACCCCGGCUUUUGUUCGGCCGCCUCUUCGAGCCGUUGGUGGAGGAACUCUACGGACCGAGAGAGCGCCUUUAAAUCCAUCGGCCCGCAGCCGCCAUGCGGCUGGCCGCGCACACGGCGCCGUGGGGUUCCGCCGCCGGCACGGGCUGGGUGGUGCUGCGCUUGGUGUGUCCCGAGUAGACGCUGCAUCGGAAGGUAGGCUGAGAUUUAAAACGCCAGCCCGGGCGCCGAGAAAUGCUCAACUACUGAACUACGGAGCCUUUUGCACUAGAGCGGCUGUUCGGAUUUAUGUGGAUUCGUGUUGGCGCCGUGACGGUUUAACUCUGGCCCUUUAACUCUACUAACGAGCGCGUCAGGUAACGACGACGCUGCCUGAUCUCUCCCUUGAGGGGUGAGAUGUUUAUUUGGAAGCGGCAGCUUCCUCGGCCUCAAUCCCCAGUGAGAUGUUUCUUCUUCCCCCCCCCCCCUUUCACUUUUUACCUUUCAAACGAACUAACGCCGCCGAACCUGCUGGUUGCUUGUGAUCGACGUUCCUGCGGAUCAAUCGGAAUCGGCAGGCACGCACCCUCGUGUCCAAUCGAUCAGUAGAUUGGUAGGAGAGGUCACGCUCGGGGCAGGCCUCCCCCAGAUGAGGAAAUAAACAAUUUCUUAAAACACCAAGAACAUGGAUGAAAAAAGAGCUGUUUCUGUGGACUUCGUGAAGGAUUUCCAGGAAUAUCUCACUCAACAAACCCAUCAUGUGAACAUGAUAUCUGGCUCAGUUGGUGCAGAGAAGGAGUCAGAGUCUUUACAGACUGCGGGUUCGGAAGGUGAUCAGAAUGGAAUACAUAAUGCUUCAGUUGAAGUUUCACUGGAUGAUGGCUCAGGGCUCAUCAAUGAUGGGUUGGAAAGGACGUAUGAUGGAAAACUGAAGUGCCGCUACUGCAACUAUGCUAGCAAAGGGACUGCACGACUGACUGAGCACAUGAGAAUGCAUACAGGUGAGAAGCCCCACAGAUGCCACCUAUGCCCGUUUGCUUCAGCGUAUGAGCGUCACCUCGAAGCACACAUGCGCUCACAUACAGGUGAAAAACCAUACAAAUGUGAGCUAUGCUCUUUCUGCUGCAGUGAUCGAAGUAAUUUGUCCCAUCACCGUAGACGUAGGCACAAACUUCUUCCCUUGAAAACUGCAAGGAACUGCCUUGCCAAUAAGAAAAUGUUGGGAGCUUUACAGAAAAAAUCUAGCAACUCUGUGAAUUAUGGGCCAAGACUUCUGAUUAAUCUAAGUCCUCCUUCCAUGGUGGUACAGAAGCCAGAUUACCUCAAUGACUUCUGUCAUGAUGUAUCAGCUAAUUCCUGUGAGAAUUUGCAAAAACUUCAUUCUGGUGGGAUCUCGAGGGACACUCAAGAUAUCAUGUUGGAUAAUCCAUUAAAUCAGCUUUCUACCUUAGCAGGCCAAUUAUCCAGCCUUCCACCUGAAAAUCAAGCUCCAGCAUCUCCUGAAGAUGUAGCCUGCAGGGAUGAAAAACCAUAUGUGAUCUCACAGUCUACAGCACCAGUUGUUUCAACAGUAGCUUCCAGUGUGGCGCAAAGCUCAUCCCCUAUCAGUCCAGAUGCAUGUCCCACACACAAUCAGCAGAACUUCAGUCCUGUGGCAGGUCCCAGUAGUGAGCACAGUGUUCACACAAGUACACCCAGCAUGACGAACAGCCAGCCUAGCACCCCUACUCCGCCAAAUCAAGGUCAAGAUCCCCAGCUUCUUCAUCAUUGUCAACAUUGUGACAUGUAUUUUGCAGACAAUAUCCUUUAUACUAUUCAUAUGGGGUGUCAUGGCUAUAAGAAUCCAUUUCAGUGUAAUAUAUGCGGAUGCAAAUGUAAAAACAAAUAUGAUUUUGCUUGUCAUUUUGCUCGAGGUCAACACAAGCAGAAUUAACACUUGAUUAAGUCCUGUUAUUCAAAGUAAGUACAUAUUGGAUGAAUGUUGGUUUGUGUUGAAAAUAUUAAAUGUAUUAAGAGAGAUUCAUUUGUCUAAUUUCUUUUCCCUCGUGUACUUUCUUAAAAUAUAAUUUCUUCAGUCUUCAGAAGAGGGCAUGAAUAAAGUUCAUGCUACUUUAAAGUGUAUUGGUACAGUGGCACUUGAUGCUAUUUCCCAGAAAUAGGAAGGUGUAAGUUUCAGCUGUACCAUCAUUCUUACCUCUAAAAAUAUUGCAGUGAUCUUAUCGUGGGCAAUGUGUUGUAUAAACAAGUCAUGUUCUUACAGAGAACUGGUUUUGUUUUGUAUUCUACUGAGACUGGGGAGAGAAAAUAUUGAGAGUAUAAAAGUAACUGUUUCCUCUCCUUUUUUUUCAGUCCCAGGGUGUAUUCUCCAUCUGUGUUUUAAUGUAGUUUGAAAUAGCAAUGAGUUAACUGUGUAUGUUAUUUUAAAUGCUGUUUGCUCUUCGCAUUAAAAAUUCUGAAAUUCAAAUAAGAUGCCUUUUAAAGAUCUGUUGUUUUGAAGUAGAUAGCAAUAGUUGUAGCUGAAGCAAGUGAACUUCAAAUGCACCAUCAUUUUUUAACAACGAAACUUGUGUUAACAGUUUAUUAUUCAAUAGUUGCAGUAUUUUAUUGCAAAAUGUUGUGUAAAUGGUUGAACUCAAUUAAACCAAGCAUUUGCACCUUUAAAUCUUACCAUUUCUUUAUGCUAAUUGAGAUCUGGAGAAACAUUUCCACACCAAUAUAAAGUCCAGGGUUGUGUUUCUAAUAAUUCUGUAAAGAUGCAAGUAAGUUAAUGUUUCUUUUCUACAUUGCUAUGUCUGCCAGUGGAAGGCUGAUUUGCAACAAAAACAUUAAAAUUGUAUAUAUUUAAUAUAAUGCUGGCACGUGAUUCAAGAUAAUGUUCAGAUCAAUGGCUAUAAUUAAAUCAAUAUAAACCCAAUAUAUGCAAUACUUGUGGAACGGGCAUGUUGAUAGUUUAUAGUAAUAAGUUUAUUAGAGGCUUAUGACCUAAAACAUUUUAAUUGGUUUUAAUACUUUCUUGCUGUGUACACUUUUUAUAACAUUCAGUCUGUGAAGUUAAUUUGUUAGAUAUCAUCAGUAUAUAGACAAAAUGCCCAUUUAGAACAAUUGCAUGGCAGCUCAAUCUGCAAACAUUCUGCAAGCUUAAAUGAUUAGGCUGUACAUAGAACCAAUACUUUCUUGUUCUUUUGGGCAUUUCUUGUACACCAGCAUUGGUUCAUCUCUGAAGCAUUGCAGCAUAAUGUUGGUGCUUAUUUCUCUUUCUUAGUAGUCUCUAUGCAUUUUUUUAAACAUGGUACUAAAAAUCAUGUUCUAAACUAUUAAAAUUUUUCCUUGUCUACCAUUCCUUCCAUAUAUCCCUCACACCGUUGGGAAUUAUGGUUUCCUUUCUGUUCUUCAACAGCUUCUCUCAUUAUUUAAACCAAACAUCAGGAAUUUCUGUCUCCAUUGCACAAUUUGUUAAUUACAUGGGUUAGUAAACUCUAUUGCAAAAAGUGGUUUAAAAAGUAAAUAAUUUAAAGAAGCGAUUAGAUUGCUUAUUACUCUGCUUCAAGGAUAAUAGAUAUUUCAAAUGUGUAUGAUUUUUAUAUAUAACAUACAGUAUUCUUUAUUAGAUUUAAAGUACUAUGAAUUAUUAUGUGAAAUACUCAAAGCACUUUUUGUAUUUUGCAAGAGCUGACAGUAGAUGAACAGAUCACCUACUGUUGGUUGAUUCUUACUCUAGUGACUGAGAGCAUUGUAAAUGCAUUUUUUUUAAAAAAUGACUACGAAUCAUCAGCUGGGUUAAGGUCAGCUCCUGGAGUGAAAUAAACACAGAGAACUUUGUCCUUCAUAUUUGCACUUCUGAGGUCUGUGGCUGCUUGUCUUCUGGUUUUGCUAGGGAAUAUACUUCCAUAUCUAGCAGAAAUUCUUAAUGCAGUUAACCAGCAACUUUUACAAAAAGCAAUGUGUUUCAGAGUGUAUGUGUCUCCACUGCAGCUUGUUAGGAAAGGUAGCCUCUAUCAUAGCUCAGCUUGUGAACAUCAGUAACAAAAUAAACUUACAUUUGUAGGAUGUAUUUCACUAUAUUGGUAACUCUGCACUGUUGAUGUUAAGUUUUAGAUUGUCCUUUAACUUGCUCCAUUGAGGCAUGCCACCAAAGGGAACUAAUGUUACAUACCUUUUGUGCCUUCAGAUGAUCUCACCUAAUAAGUUCUAAUAGAGUUGGUUAAUAUUUAGCACAAAAUGGUAACAGCUGUAAACAUUACUUGUCCUCUGCUUUUGCAGUUACCAUAUACAAAUCUGAAAUGAUGUUGUCUAUUUACCUGUGUUUUUUUAAAAUUGGCCCUACAAUGGAAUUGACAAAUGAAUGAUUGGUAAUAAUACUGAUUGAUAGAUAAUGGGCUUCACUUACACAUUCAUCAAAUUCAAUUACUUCUGAUGCACAUUGACUAAUAUGAAAUUUCAACAAACAAACCAGUUUUAAGUUUUAAAAAAUUAAUAACCAGAGGUGCCUAAUGAAUACAUUGUAAAUAUAAAGAUGUCAUAGUCACUUAUAAGCUUCCAAUAUACACAUUGUUAAAUAAGCCAAACUCCAUUUUUUAAAAUAUAUCCACACAAUUGCUUUAAACACACAAUAGCUGAACAUAUUUGCAUAACGUGAUAUUUUGAUGAUGGAAUAUUGGAUUAAUUGAAGCAGUGUCACUGACAACACAUAUUAAAUGAAAGUAUGUCACAUCUAGGUUCAGUUUAGAAUCAUAUCCCUGUAUCAGAAUGCACAAAGCUUAGUUGUACUGGAUAUUUAGUGCAAAAUUUAGGCUUUGUAUUUAUGUUCUGAGAGCGUUUUAGUGUUGGAGAUGAUUUCCUGUGACAUGUCUACUUUGUAGGAAUUAUAUUCAGUAAUAUUAUUGAAGAACAGUAAUAAGUUCUGUAGUUGGCAUUCUUCAGUCAAUGCCAAUGAAAGGUGAUUUUAACAGGUUCUUCAUUGAUAUUUCUGAGAUGUUUCUUAUGUGGAAUAUAUUUUGCUGCUUUCUUGGGCUACUAUUGUGUGAGGGCAGCAUACAAGGCAAAUAUUAAAUAAUUCUGUCUGCCCAAUGCAGUCCUUUAGUCCUUCAGUCUGUCCCAAUAGUUACUUGUGUUUGUUGCUAACUUCCAUAUUGGACAGAGUACAUAGAGAGAAAUUGUACUCGUUGGUGACAAAUUCAAAAAUUAGACCAUAUACAGUACUGUACAAAAGUCUUAGGUACACUCUCACACUCGCACACGCGCAUUAUAUAUAUGUGCCUGAGACUUUUGCACAGUGGAAUGAAGGUAAUUGGCUAAAGAACUAAGUAUAACAGGAUAAACCUCUGCACUGGGUGGUUAGAAUCUGGAAUGUUCUGGUAGAAGCAGAGACAAAUAUAUGAUAUUCAAGAUGCAGUAAACAGUUACUUGAAAGAAAACACACAAGGUUUUGGGUAGAGGACUAGAGUCAGUACUUCUGAAUGGAGCUGGGUUGGUCUCAAAAGGCAGAAUAUUUUCAAUCUUUAAUUUUGUUUUACAAUGAUACCUUAACAGUUAUCACAGUAAUUAGAAGUUUGAGAGGAGUUAGACCAAUCUUAAUGCCUCUAAAUUGUUAUUUGAAAUUGCCAAAAUAACAGGUUGUUUUCUAUAAUAUCUCUUUAAUAAAACAAAAUGUUGUAUGGACUUUUAUAAGAGCACCAUAAACUAUCAUUUGACACCGUCAGAUAAUUGAUGUAGGGAAGAAAUGAGUUUUAAGAACUCCAAGAGGAGAGGAAAAACUGAGAGGUUCAGAGAAAGAAUUCAACACCUGGGACCUAGAUGGAUGAAGGAAUGGCUGGCAAUGAAAGAUUCAAGGUGUACAAAAGUUGAAAGGUGGAGGAACACUAUUACUUAGGAUUUUUUUGGGACAAUAGGAGUUUUAAAAUAUAAGGAAAAAUAAUGGCAUGGAUAGACGUGAACCUAAACGGAUGAGACUUUUGAUUUGUUGCUUUGCCUCUUUAAGAUUAGAUUACCUACAUAUCAAUGAACAGGGAUUGUUGGGUGAAGAGGAUUUUUGUACUAGUUAAGAUACAAACAACAGGGCACUUACAUUGACUAAAUAGAAUUUUACCGAUAAUGUAAAUCGAGAAAGGCCAUGGGAUCAAAAGUAAAACAUUCCUACGUGGCAAGUCAUAACUAACUGAUAAUAGUAGCAGGCUGAAUUAGACAGUUACAUUAUAAUAAAAUCCACUAAUUUUCAGUUCAUGUAAAAACAAAAAGAUGCAUCAAUAAAUGCUAGUCAUCUUUUCAAACUGGAACAGAUGAAAAUUAGGCUGAAUUAUAUAUUACUGGUAUCCAGAAUGGUUGCAGAAUUUCUGGUAUCUCAAGCUAAAAUGCAUGUCACUUAUUCUGUUAUGAAAUAUUGUAGAUUUCAACAAGAAAAUAGUAUGUCAAUAAAAAACUCCACUUUUUCAGUUUAACAAUGUAUAAAGGACAGUAUUGUUAGAUUUUGUAUAAUGGCUUUUGAUUUUAGUUCUCAACUCAGUGUAAAAUGGUGAAGAGUUCAACAAGAUCUUCAUAUUAGUAAUUAUUCCCAGAUUUUUCACUCUCACUAAAUCCAAGUCCAGUAUUCCAUCAUUAAUUGAUUAUUUGUAACUAUAUAAAUGUCGAUUAAUGUGCCGGUAGACAUCACUGAGCACUUUAAGUAGAACUUGAGGACUUUGAAUAAAGAGACAGUUAUAAUUUUGGCUUGAUUAUUCCAAGCCUUUAUUGAAUCCUGAUGCUUUGUCAUGUUCUUUUAUAUUCCAGAUUUUAUUUGGUUCAAUUUAUAUACAAUCUAAUGAAAGUUUUGUUAUAUUUGAUAAUUAAUGUAAAAUGUGAGUGUCAUUUGCUUGAAUUGUGUUGUCUUUUCAGCAAUGCUGUUGGUAUAUCAAUACACAUUAACAAGUGCAUAUAAAUUUAAUUAACAGUUUAAGUACUGUAAAAAUGUAAAUAAACUAUCGUGAUUGAAUUGUUAUUUAAGAAACUAUUGCUCCCUUUGGUACCUGUGCUCGAUAGAAAAACAGGCAAGUGUUUAAACUAGCUUAAAGGUUUCUAUUUUAAUAAAAAUAUAUCCUAAUAAAAGUCAUUCCUUUAACACUUUUGUGAGAUUAUCUAAUUCUAUGCCCAAACAAGUUGUUGCAAUAGAAUGCACUAUCUGGUGGCAUUGGCUGUUCAAAUAUUGUUCAUGUUUUAGAAUUGAAUCGUGUUUUUAAAAAAAAUAAAAGACUUAACCAAUUGAAUUUUCUUUUUGAGAUUUGUUUUGUAUAAGACAUUUUGUUGCUUUAA
Hypanus sabinus (Atlantic stingray) is the source of this 7826-nucleotide messenger RNA. RefSeq names its product zinc finger protein Pegasus-like. The transcript is spliced from 4 exons. Bases 1231 to 2478 code for a protein of 415 amino acids. Gene Ontology annotation, molecular function: DNA-binding transcription factor activity; RNA polymerase II cis-regulatory region sequence-specific DNA binding. Gene Ontology annotation, biological process: regulation of transcription by RNA polymerase II. The record is from RefSeq and is a predicted model, not a curated record. Lineage: Eukaryota; Metazoa; Chordata; Chondrichthyes; Myliobatiformes; Dasyatidae.